AUGCUAGGUGAUAAGGAAGUUGAACAUAUGGCGCGCGAUGCAAUUUCAAAGAAAUUCGAUAUGAAAACGGCUGAGUUUGCUAAGUACUGGGAUAUUGCACCUUUAAUGAUUGAAUCAUUGACAGCAUAUGUUGUGACAGGAAGUAAUCUACCUGUGACCGGCGUUCAACCAUAUCAUUCUGUCCACCCCAAUUCACUAGUUCUCAUAUUUCGAUUUCCUUGUUCGACAAAUGAAAAUGCACAGAAUGUUGCAAGAAUGAUUACUAGCGGUGAAUACGAAAUCGAAAUCGCAUUCUUCUUCGAUGGAUUUAAACGUACGUCAACGUCAUCAGUAUCAAUUACAGCUGAACAGUUGAAGAUUGUGACUAGCAAAACAACGGCUGAUGGUGGCAACACGGAUGCCAAAUAUAUUCAUCGAAAUCAAGCGUCGAAAUUUGUCGGACAAUACAUUACCAAUGUGAAGAAGAUUAUCUAUUCUGAAAAUUCAGAAGUCAGUAGUCAGUCAUUAGCAAGUGGACUUGAAGAUCAGUUUAUUGCAUUGCUUCAAUAA
Molecule: messenger RNA, 549 nt
Organism: Adineta ricciae
Lineage: Eukaryota; Metazoa; Rotifera; Eurotatoria; Adinetida; Adinetidae
Source: the annotation of a GenBank genome assembly